Molecule: messenger RNA, 729 nt
Organism: Cuscuta campestris
Lineage: Eukaryota; Viridiplantae; Streptophyta; Magnoliopsida; Solanales; Convolvulaceae
Source: the annotation of a GenBank genome assembly
CGAAAUGAAGGCAAGUGGAAAGGAAAAAAGUUAGAGAGAGAGAGAGAAAUGAGAAUUUUCGCAUGAAAGUUGGUACCAUAAUUCAAUAAAUGGUCUGAAAUUCUCUCACAAACACGCACGAAUUCACAGCUGUUCAGCUACCUACCCGCCUCUCUCCUUCUUCUUUGUCGACCCAGGUGAAGUGUGGAGAACAUAACUUCACACUAUCAGCAUGUUCCGCCGCAAAAAUUCUAAUCACGAGCAAGGGGAAGAUGAUCAGGCGAAGAAGGUUAGUGAACUAAAGACUUCUCUUGGGCCACUAUCAGAGCGCAACUUGCAGUACUGCACUGAUGCGUGCUUAAAGAGAUAUUUGGUAGCAAGGAGAUUUAACGUAGGUAAGGCAAAAAAGAUGCUUGAAGAGACACUGAAGUGGAGGUCAUCAUUCAAACCUGAAGAAAUUCGCUGGGAGAGAAAGCAUGGAGAAAUUUAAAUCUAUAUAAAAAAUAUUACAACAACAACAACAACCCAGUUAAAUCCCACAAGAGUAGGGUCUGGGGAGGGUGUGUGUACGCAGACCUUGCCCCUACUCGAAAGUAGAGAGGCUGUUUCCAAAGAGACCCCCGGCUCAACGUCGAAAGUUGCAUUGCUUGACUAACUGCUACUUCAUUAAUUAAAGAAGCGCAGACAGUUUAGAGAUCCAUUUUGAUUUAUUCCAUCACACCCCAAAGCCAAAAAAUGGUGAAAUUUUGG